AGCAAACUUGUAAGACGCCACGUCGGCAUCAAAGAUAAACUGAUAAGAGCGACGAAGUAGAAAGUGAGAGCUCCAAGUCGAAAGGAUCAACAAUGGCGCCAACCUCUGUACCAUUGAAAUGGUUGCCAAUGACAGCGUUUGUCAGGGGAAGAGUCAGGAGCGAACAGCAAAUCAGUACCGUCGAACAAGUUCAGCUUCCGGAGAAGACCCGCAAUUCCAGCGUCUUGGUCCUGGGAGGAACCGGUCGGGUGGGAGGAUCCACCGCCAUUGCUCUCUCUAGUUUCUGUCCCAAUCUUCGAGUCAUCGUCGCCGGCCGAAAUAGACAAAAAGGUGCAACUGUGGUGAAAAAACUUGGGGGUAAUUCGAGUUUUGCUCAAGUUGACAUCGACAACAUGAAAUCACUAGAAACUGCUCUGGAAGAUGUGGAUGUUGUAGUUCAUGCUGCUGGACCAUUCCAACAGACUAAAAAAUGUAGUGUACUUGAGGCAGCCAUAAAGACUAAGACAGCAUACGUUGAUGUUUGUGAUGACACAAGCUAUGCAUUUCGUGCAAAAUCCUUACAGAGUAAGGCAGUAGCUGCAAAUGUUCCAGCUAUAACGACUGGAGGAAUAUACCCUGGAGUGAGCAAUGUCAUGGCGGCAGAGCUUGUUCAUGCUGCAGAAAGUGAAACCAAAGAUAAGCCAGAGAGGCUAAGGUUCAACUACUACACAGCGGGAAGUGGUGGAGCAGGUCCAACCAUAUUGGCUACUAGUUUCUUACUAUUGGGAGAAGAAGUGGUUGCAUAUAGCAAAGGAGAAAAGGUGAAACUAAAGCCUUACAGUGGAAUGCUCAAUGUCGACUUUGGGAAAGGGAUUGGCAAAAGAGAUGUUUAUCUAUUGAAUUUGCCAGAGGUUAGAAGUGCUCAUGAGAUCUUGGGUGUGCCGACUGUAAGUGCUCGAUUUGGAACUGCACCAUUUUUUUGGAAUUGGGGAAUGGAAGCUAUGACAAGACUCCUUCCUGACUUGGAUAUGAGGAUUUAUAAUUUAUAUUUUACGGUAGUGACAAUUGCAGUUUGUGUGCUUUGCAGAUCUGUAGGAAUUUCAACUGCUGCGUUUGUGCUUGCAAUUCUUGAAGGAAGCACACAGCCUGGCAUUUGGUUUCCUGAAGAGCCUGAAGGUAUUGCAAUUGAGGCUAGAGAAAUUCUUCUCAAACGUGCCUCGCAAGGAACAUUUAACUUUGUGAUGAACAAGCCUCCAUGGAUGGUAGAAACAAAUCCGAAGGAGCUUGGGUUAGGAAUAUAUUUAUGACAUUUUUCCACUUUUUUGGCAAAAGAGAAGUAAAUCUCUUCCAGUUCACCACGAAAGAAGAGGAAUGCAUUGUCAUACCUUUCUAUGGAAUUACAGGAUUGGGAGUGUAAGGUACGCUUGAUGGUUUAAUUGAUUUUGUUGAUAGCAAGGUGCUACAACUUUCUUAUGUAAUCAUUUUCAUCCCUAAGGGCUUUGUGACUAGGUUACCACUUCCGUUUUAAGGUUUACUUUCACAUUGAGGAUGUCAGUAUAUCAAGAAUCGUUAUCCAUUUUGAUUUAUUUUUGUUUACUUUGACAUUAUUUUUCCUUUUUGGUUGUUCAGUUGGUCCUGGAUUUCUUUCGUGUAACAAGUACCUUUCUCCUGAAGGAAGUUCAAUGGAAUACGAACAAAAUGCUCCUAUCCCAAGAAUUAAUAUUUGAA
Prosopis cineraria is the source of this 1707-nucleotide messenger RNA. RefSeq lists its product as uncharacterized. Lineage: Eukaryota; Viridiplantae; Streptophyta; Magnoliopsida; Fabales; Fabaceae. The transcript has 11 exons. The record is from RefSeq and is a predicted model, not a curated record. The coding region runs from base 93 to 1286 and encodes 397 amino acids.